Molecule: messenger RNA, 958 nt
Organism: Emys orbicularis (European pond turtle)
Lineage: Eukaryota; Metazoa; Chordata; Testudines; Emydidae
Gene: CDK5R1
Product: cyclin dependent kinase 5 regulatory subunit 1
Exons: 1
Coding region: 1-912 (303 amino acids)
Biological process (GO): brain development; axon guidance
Cellular component (GO): protein kinase 5 complex; cytoplasm; growth cone
Molecular function (GO): cyclin-dependent protein serine/threonine kinase activator activity; protein kinase binding
Source: RefSeq, a predicted model, not a curated record
AUGGGCACGGUGCUGUCGCUGUCCCCCAGCUACCGCAAGGCGCCGCUGUGCGAGGAUGGCGCGGCCGGCGUGGGGCAAUACACCGCGGUGCAGAACAGCAAGAACGCCAAGGAGCGCAGCUUGCGGCGCAACCCCAUCCUGGCGGCGCUGCCCUGGAAGCGCAUCGCCGCCGUCUCGGCCAAGAAGAAACACUCCAAGAAGGUGCAGCCCAGCGGCGGCUACCAGAGCAACGUCGCCCACCUCAACAGCGAGAACCUGAAGAAGUCGCUGUCCUGCGCCAACCUCUCCACCUUCGCGCAGCCCCCCGCGCAGCCCGCGGCCCCGCCGCCGCCGCUCUCCGCGGCCAAGAGCGCAGCGUCCUCCGGCCGCAAAGCGCCGCCCAACCCCAGCGCGGCCGGCACCCCGAAGCGGGUCAUCGUCCAGGCCUCCACCAGCGAGCUGCUGCGCUGCCUGGGCGAGUUCCUGUGCCGCCGCUGCUACCGCCUCAAGCACCUCUCGCCCACGGACCCCGUCUUGUGGCUGCGCAGCGUGGACAGGUCGCUGCUCCUCCAGGGCUGGCAGGACCAGGGCUUCAUCACCCCGGCCAACGUGGUCUUCCUCUACAUGCUGUGCCGGGAUGUCAUCUCCGCCGAGGUGGCCACCGACCGCGACCUGCAGGCCGGCCUGCUGACCUGCCUGUACCUCUCCUACUCCUACAUGGGCAACGAGAUCUCCUACCCGCUCAAACCCUUCCUGGUGGAGAGCUGCAAGGAGGCCUUUUGGGACCGCUGCCUCUCCAUCAUCAGCCUCAUGAGCCCCAAGAUGCUGCAGAUCAACGCGGACCCGCACUACUUCACCCAGGUGUUUGCUGACCUGAAGAACGAGUGCAGCCAGGAGGAGAAGAGCCGGCUCCUCAUCGGGCUGGACCGGUGAGCGCCCCCCGCUGCUGGGACCGGGGCACCUUUGUGGGGCUUUGAUU